AUGAAUCCUCGCGAUGAACUAGACAUGCAUCAAGGCAGACAUUUGGAUGACAUGAUGUUACAACCAUCACAGUAUGUGAAGAAAAAAACACUACAGAAAUACAAGAUAAUCUGUGCUUUUCUGCUAGUUGCUUUGGUGGUUGUGUCGCUGGGACUAGGUUUGGGACUUGGACUAAACCGUGGAGCCCAGGAGCAAGUCAGCUGCAGGCACAAAUGUGACGAGCCCUAUCGAAAAGAGGUGGCAGGCUGCCAGUGUGACAGUGGGUGCAAAGAGCGUCAAAACUGCUGCUGGGAUUAUGAAGAUGCCUGUGUGGAGCCAACCCGAUCUUGGAGAUGCACUAAUUUCCGUUGUGGUGAGAAAAGGCUACCUGGAAGUUACUGUUCUUGUUCUGAUGACUGUUUGCAGAAUAAAGACUGCUGUGUAAACUACAACAGCAUUUGCAAAGGUGAAAUACCUUGGGUAGAAGAACCAUGUACACCACUUGAAACUCCUCAGUGUCCAGCUGGGUUUGAUGUGCCACCACUUAUCCUUUUUUCAAUGGAUGGUUUCAGAGCGGAAUACUUGCAAACUUGGAGUUCUUUGCUGCCAAAUAUUGAAAAACUCAAAACAUGUGGCACACAUUCAAAAUACAUGAGAGCUGCUUACCCCACAAAAACUUUUCCAAACCACUAUACUAUUGUCACAGGAUUGUAUCCAGAAUCUCAUGGUAUUAUUGAUAACAACAUGUAUGAUGUAGACUUGAACAAGCAUUUUUCACUUUCAGGGACCGAAAAAUUCCAGCCUUCGUGGUGGAAGGGACAGCCAAUGUGGCUGACAGCAAUGUACCAAGGUUUGAAAGCAGGCACAUUCUUUUGGCCAGGCUCUGAUGUUCCCAUUAAUGGUACAUACCCGGACUUGUACAAUAUAUACAACAAUUCAGUUACAUAUGAAGAGAGAAUUUCAGGAAUACUGAAAUGGCUUGAUUAUAGCAAAUCUGAAAGGCCUGAUUUCUACACUUUGUAUAUUGAAGAACCAGAUUCUUCUGGACAUUCAUUUGGACCAGUUAGUGGUGGCGUAAUCAAAGCCUUAGAGCUAGCAGACCAAACACUAGGAAUGCUAAUGGAGGGACUUAAACAGAGAAACCUGCACAAUUGUGUAAACCUCAUUGUUUUAGCUGAUCAUGGGAUGGAUAUGACCUACUGCAGCCAAUUAGAAUACAUGACUGAUUACUUCCAACAGGUUAAUUUCUACAUAUACGCUGGGCCUGCAGCUCGCAUUCGAGCAAGCAAUGUUCCUCAGGACUAUUAUACUUUUGACUCAGAAGGAAUUGUUAAAAACCUCACAUGCAAAAGAUCCCCUCAGCACUUCAAGCCUUAUCUGACACCUAACCUGCCAAAACGGUUCCAUUAUGCUAACAACAUUCGUAUUGACAAAGUUCAUCUUUUGGUGGAUCGACAGUGGCUGGCUGUAAGGGACAACAGUUACACGUUUUGUGAUGGAGGUAACCAUGGCUAUGACAAUGAAUUUAAAAGUAUGGAGGCUAUAUUCCUAGGAUAUGGCCCAAGUUUUAAAGAAAAAACAGAAGUGGAUGCUUUUGAAAACAUCGAGGUUUACAACCUUAUGUGUGAUCUGCUACAUAUUACACCAGCACCAAACAACGGAACACAUGGCAGCUUAAACCACCUGUUAAAAAAGCCUUUUUACAAUCCUUCACAUGCAAAGGAGGAGUCAUCUCCUUUAUCAUGUCCAGUUUCCAGUCUGAUUCCUGCAGAUGAAUUGGGAUGCACAUGCAAUAAUAUCACAGAUUCUGCAGUAAUAAACAUGAGGUUAAAUCUCACCACAGAUGAAAUAAAGAAUGCAACCUCAUACCAUUUGCCAUAUGGGAGACCCAAAGUUCUUCAGAAGAACAGCAUUUAUUGCCUCCUUCCCCAUUAUCAGUAUGUGAGUGGAUACAGCCAUGAUAUCUGGAUGCCACUGUGGACUGCAUACACUGUGAAUAAGCCUGAAAGCACAUCUUCUCUUCCUCCCACUGUUUCAGACUGUCUGCGGGCUGAUGUUAGAAUCCCUGUUGCUCAUAGCCAAAAUUGUUCCGACUACCCAGAAGGGCUGAACUUGACAUACGGUUUCCUCUAUCCUCCCAACUUCAGUUCAUCUGUUCUUGAACAGUAUGAUGCCUUACUCACCAGCAAUAUUGUUCCCAUGUAUGAAGCCUUCAGAGACAUAUGGGACUAUUUCCAUAAUGUGCUUCUUCAGAAGUAUGCUAGAGAAAGGAAUGGAGUAAAUGUUAUCAGUGGACCAGUGUUUGAUUACAAUUAUGAUGGCCAUGUUGACACUGUUGAUGAAAUUGCACAGCAUGUAAGCAACACACAAAUCCCUAUCCCAACCCAUUACUUUGUGGUUCUGACUAGCUGCAAGAACAAAUCCUAUACUCCCCUGAACUGCACAGGCUCUUUGGAUGCUCUGUCUUUUGUCAUUCCUCAUCAACCUGACAACACUGAAAGCUGUGCUGAAAACAGGUUGCCUUCUGAAUGGGUUGAAGAAAGAGUUCAGGCUCAUUCGGCACGUGUUCGUGAUGUGGAACUGCUAACUGGGCUUGACUUUUACCAGGAAAGACAGGAAUCUGUUUCUGAGAUCUUACAGCUAAAGACGUAUUUGCCAACAUUUGAGACUGAAAUUAACUGA
This is a messenger RNA of Cygnus atratus (black swan), 2661 nucleotides long. It is a transcript of the gene ENPP3, whose product is annotated as ectonucleotide pyrophosphatase/phosphodiesterase 3. The transcript has 25 exons. The record is from RefSeq and is a predicted model, not a curated record. The coding region runs from base 1 to 2661 and encodes 886 amino acids. Gene Ontology annotation, molecular function: metal ion binding; nucleoside triphosphate diphosphatase activity; nucleic acid binding. Gene Ontology annotation, biological process: nucleoside triphosphate catabolic process. Lineage: Eukaryota; Metazoa; Chordata; Aves; Anseriformes; Anatidae.